This is a messenger RNA of Manihot esculenta (cassava), 1789 nucleotides long. Its product is annotated as protein Brevis radix-like 2. NCBI's taxonomy places the organism in Eukaryota, Viridiplantae, Streptophyta, Magnoliopsida, Malpighiales, Euphorbiaceae. The coding region runs from base 347 to 1456 and encodes 369 amino acids. The transcript has 6 exons. The record is from RefSeq and is a predicted model, not a curated record.
GAGUGAGGAGGUAAGGAAUGUGCUUUCUUAAGUGGGCUUGUGUAGGAGAGAGAGAAGACAGAGAAGAGGAGAAGAGAGCUUCUCUGCAAAUUUUUCUUUGCUGUUACUCAUUCUAACUGGCAAAAUGAAAUUUUAAUCCUAAAUACCCUCACAAAUCGCCUCAAAGCAUGUCCUCAUUCCUCCAUUAAUGCUCACUUCUUCUCCCCUUUCCUCCCUCAUUUAUAGCUAUGUAAAUAUACUCAUUCCCCACUUUACGCUGGGAUCUCAACUUCAAGCUACGUUUUGAAGCUGAAGGAGCUGAACCCAUUUUCACUCUUCUUUCUAAUAUUUUAGCUAGGGACUGGGGAUGUUGACGUGUAUAGAUUGUUCAAAGCAGCUUAACAAUGGAUCUCUGCACCACAGAGAGAGAGAAGAUGAUGAUGCUAUGGGGACACCUAGGACCAAGCAGGCCAUCAAGGCUAUUACUGCUCAGAUAAAGGACAUAGCAGUAAAGGCAUCUGGAGCGUAUAGAAACUGCAAGCCUUGUUCUGGACCAUCAAACAAUAAUCCUAAUGGGAACUAUGCUGAUUCUGAUGUUGCAUCAGAGUCAGCAAGGUUUCACUACUCAUAUCAGAGAGCGGGGAGUUCUAAUUCAACCCCGAGAAUGUGGGGGAAAGAGAUGGAGGCUAGACUGAAAGGGCUGACAAGUGGUGAAGGAACACCUGCAUCAGUUAGUGGGCGAACAGAUUCUGUGGUGUUUAUGGAGGAAGAUGAGCCUAAGGAAUGGGUUGCGCAAGUAGAACCUGGUGUGCUUAUCACCUUUGUUUCUUUGUCCCAGGGUGGGAAUGAUCUCAAGCGAAUUCGUUUCAGUCGUGAAAUGUUCAACAAAUGGCAAGCUCAAAGAUGGUGGGCUGAGAACUAUGACAAGGUCAUGGAACUAUAUAAUGUUCAGCGCUUCAAUCAGCAAGCAGUCCCACUUCCUACCCCUCCACGAUCUGAAGAUGAGAGCUCAAAGCCUGAAUCUGCCAAGGACAGCCCUGUGACUCCACCACUAGGCAAAGAACGCCCUCGCAAUUUCUGCUGCCCUACAGGAAUGGGCUAUUCUUCAUCAGAUUCACUUGAUCAGCAGCCAAUCCAGGUCCAUCAAUAUUAUGAAUCAGCAGCUCUUGCUUCAACCCCAAAGCUCUCAAGCAUAAGUGGGGCUAAAAGUGAGGCAUCAUCGGUAGGGGGUUCUGCUAGGUCUAGUUUGUCCAGAGAGGCAGAUCACUCUGGAGAGCUUUCAAUCAGUAAUGCAAGUGAUAUGGAGGCUGAAUGGGUUGAACAAGAUGAACCAGGAGUCUACAUCACAAUUAGAGCACUGCCAGGUGGCACUCGAGAGCUUAGACGUGUCAGGUUCAGCCGGGAAAAGUUUGGUGAAAUGCAUGCAAGGUUGUGGUGGGAAGAGAACCGAGCGAGGAUACAAGAACAGUACUUAUGAGUCUAGCAAACUGAUGGGGUGGUGCUCAGAAUUAGUGUUACUGUUUAGUCCUUUCUACUGACAUAGUUAAACAUUCUAUGGGCAUAGGGACUUAAUUGGUGAAGCCUGUCUGGACUGCGACCUGGCCAACUUAGUCUGCUUAAAGUAGAUCUUGCUUAGCUUUUGUUACUUUUCCUUCGUAUUUUAAUUUCAGGGGAAUGAUGUGCAAUUGUUUGGAUACUUUGUAGUUUGGCUAAAGGAUGCAGAGUUAGAAAGCUGGUGCAAAAUGUUAAUUAUGAUGUUCAUACGUGACUUUUUAGUAAUUUACUGCCUCUCAAGACUCGUUCCAUUUUA